AUGGGACAGACUGUCACCACCCCCUUGAGCCUCAUGCUUGACCACUGGUCAGACGUGAAGGCACGAGCUAACAACGAAGGAGUUGUAGUCAAAAAGAAUAAAUGGAUCACCCUUUGCGAGGCCGAAUGGGUCAUGAUGGAUGUAGGAUGGCCUCGCGAGGGAACCUUUAACCUCAGUCUUAUUUCACAGGUGGAGGGAAAAGUUUUCGCUCCGAGUCCCCAUGGUCACCCGGACCAGGUCCCAUACAUCGCCAUAUGGAGACUCCUGGCGACCGAACCCCCCCCCCCCCGGGUUAGGCCAUUCCUCUCCCCUCCAGCGCCCCAGGCCUGCCCCCCGAUGGCACCGCCGCCCCCUCUCGCCCCUCCUGCCUCCUCCCUUUACCCUGUUCUCCCACAAAAGGAUCCCCCUAAGACCCCUGUCCUUCCCCCGGACCCCAAUACACCUCUUAUUGACCUCCUGACAGAGGACCCACCGCCAUACCCGGGGAAUCGGGGGCCAGAGGGACCGGCGGCCCCCGAACAUCCUCUACAGAGAGAGCGGGAGGAUGAGGCUCCGGCUCCCUCCCCAAUUGCUCCGGCUCCCUCCCCAAUUGCCGGUCGCCUCCGAGGAAGGCGCGACGAACCAGCCAAAGAAUCCAGGGCCUUCCCUCUCCGGGAGGGCCCCAAUCACCAGCUCCAAUACUGGCCAUUUUCGGCCUUUGAUCUUUACAACCGGAAGCAACAUAAUCCUCCUUUCUCUAAGGACCCUGUUGCCUUGACUAACCUGAUUGAGUCCAUUUUAGUGACCCACCAGCCUAUGUGGGACGACUGUCAGCAGUUAUUGCAGACCCUCCUGACAGUGGAGGAGAAGCAGCGAGUCUUCUUGGAGGCUCGGAAGCAGGUUCCUGGAGACGAUGGAAGACCCACCCAAUUGCCUAAUAUCAUUGAUGCAGCCUUUCCCCUCACCCGCCCGAACUGGGACUUCAUGAACCCAGAAGGUAGGGAGCACCUACAUCUCUAUCGCCUGUUGCUCUUAGCGGGUCUCCGGGGGGCUGCUAGACGCCCUACCAAUUUGGCUCAGGUUAGAAAUGUGAUCCAGGGAAAGGAUGAGACGCCGGCAGCAUUCUUGGAAAGACUCAAAGAGGCCUAUAGGAUGUAUACCCCAUACGAUCCAGAAGACCCAGGACAGGCGCCGGGCGUCAUCUUGUCUUUCAUCUAUCAGUCAAGUCCAGAUAUAAGGGCCAAAUUACAGAGACUAGAGGGAUUGCAUUCGUUCAGUUUGUCAGAUUUAUUGAGAGAGGCAGAGAAAAUGUUUAAUAAGAGAGAAACUCCCGAAGAGCGGGAGGAGAGGAUGUGGCAGAAACAGGAAGAAAGGGAUAAGAAACGUCACAGAGAAAUAAGUAAAGUCCUGGCUGCUGUAAUAUCUCAGGGACAGGGUAGAGAGGGAGUUAGGAUGGGAGAUCAAAGAAGGAUACCGCUUGACAAAGACCAGUGUGCUUACUGCAAAGAGAGAGGACAUUGGGCUCGUGAUUGCCCAAGGAAACCUCAAGGGUCUCGGAGAACUAAGCCAAGGGCCACGGACCUCCUCAAUCUGGAGGAUUAG
Molecule: messenger RNA, 1581 nt
Organism: Peromyscus eremicus (cactus mouse)
Lineage: Eukaryota; Metazoa; Chordata; Mammalia; Rodentia; Cricetidae
Exons: 2
Coding region: 1-1581 (526 amino acids)
Biological process (GO): virion assembly
Molecular function (GO): zinc ion binding; nucleic acid binding
Source: RefSeq, a predicted model, not a curated record